AUGUCAUUAAACGAUCUGAACAACAUCAACAACAGCAUCGUUUGGUCAAAUCGUGAGAGUAUUGUUGCUAUUAUAGUGGUCAAUAUUCCGUGCAUCAAACCUAUCUUCAAUGCCUCGACCUGGAGACAACAAUCAUCAAGUAGAGAUAUUGAAUCAUCUCAUGGAAUCCACGUCAACACUACAUUUGAGAUGACUGAGAUUGAACACGUGAGAGACUUCGAGGGAAUUGAUCCAACAGACAUGCAGUAUUCACCUUCCAAGCCAUUUCCUCGAAAUCAAUCACCCUUUGAGGCUCUUCAAUUCCCAAGGCCAACAUGGAAAUCACAUAUUGGGAAACAGCACUGGUUGUUAUAG
Aspergillus tanneri is the source of this 354-nucleotide messenger RNA. RefSeq lists its product as uncharacterized. The transcript is spliced from 2 exons. Lineage: Eukaryota; Fungi; Ascomycota; Eurotiomycetes; Eurotiales; Aspergillaceae. The record is from RefSeq and is a predicted model, not a curated record. The coding region runs from base 1 to 354 and encodes 117 amino acids.